Molecule: messenger RNA, 5635 nt
Organism: Symphalangus syndactylus (siamang)
Lineage: Eukaryota; Metazoa; Chordata; Mammalia; Primates; Hylobatidae
Gene: DNAJC5
Product: DnaJ heat shock protein family (Hsp40) member C5
Biological process (GO): regulation of synaptic vesicle cycle
Cellular component (GO): presynapse; intracellular membrane-bounded organelle; membrane
Source: RefSeq, a predicted model, not a curated record
ACCCGCGGCUCCGACCCGCCGGAGCCCACGUCCUUCCGGGAGCGCGCGCGCCGGUGCGGGUGCGUGCGUGAGCGUGCGCGUCUCCGCUGCCGCUGCCGCUGCCGGUGCUGCACCCGCGCCCUCUGCCGCCGCCGCCGCCCGGGGUCUCCAGGCUGAGGAGUGCGUCGGCCGCUGCCUAGCAGCGCCGCGGAUUGGGGAGCGGAGCCGCGGAGCCGGCGGGAGGGCGGGCGGGCGGACAGGCAGAAUAGCCUAACAUGGCAGACCAGAGACAGCGCUCACUGUCUACCUCUGGGGAGUCAUUGUACCACGUCCUUGGGCUGGACAAGAACGCGACCUCAGAUGACAUUAAAAAGUCCUAUCGGAAACUUGCCUUGAAAUAUCACCCCGACAAGAACCCUGACAACCCGGAGGCCGCAGACAAGUUUAAGGAGAUCAACAACGCGCACGCCAUCCUGACGGACGCCACAAAAAGGAACAUCUACGACAAGUACGGCUCGCUGGGGCUCUACGUGGCCGAGCAGUUUGGGGAAGAGAACGUGAACACCUACUUCGUGCUGUCCAGCUGGUGGGCCAAGGCCCUGUUUGUCUUCUGCGGCCUCCUCACGUGCUGCUACUGCUGCUGCUGUCUGUGCUGCUGCUUCAACUGCUGCUGCGGGAAGUGUAAGCCCAAGGCACCCGAGGGCGAGGAGACGGAGUUCUACGUGUCCCCUGAGGAUCUGGAGGCACAGCUGCAGUCUGAUGAGAGGGGAGGGCACUGACACUGUGCCGCGAGUGUUUGUGGUGGCAGCUGGGACUGUUGAGGUGUGAACGUGGACCGUGAGGUAAAGCAGGCGCAUAGAGCUGUCCCCACCGUGACCUGCGGUAGCCGUAGAUCCCAGGGACUGCGAGGCGGGGCAGGGCGGCAGGCAGUUGGGGCGGGGCUGAGGGCCGAGGGCUGGCGGUGACCCAAGGCGAUGGAGGAAAGCCGUGCGGGGUGGAGGUCAGCGAGUAGCCUCUCCCCAUGGAGAGUGUGUCCAGGUGCCCGAGAGUCGCUCCACAGGACCAGCGUUGGUGGGCGCGCGCCAGGCUGUGGCCCUCGUGCAGUGCCCUGUGUGCUUGCUUUUCAGAGGCCACAGACACGCCGAUCGUCAUACAGCCGGCAUCCGCCACCGAGACCACCCAGCUCACAGCUGACUCCCACCCCAGCUACCACACCGACGGGUUCAACUAAAUCCAGGAGGAGCUGUGGUCAGAGGAGGAGCCAGCGCCUGGCCACGCCAACCUUAGAAUCAUGAACUGUAGUCACAGAGAUGGGAAGGCAGCCUCCUGCCUGCCCUGGCCUUGCUGGGGCCCCUCCUGCCUCCACGCCCACCCAGCGUCGACCCUUGACCCACGAAGUGCGUAGCAUGCAGUAUUUAAAGCAGUGUAGCUACGGUCUUCUGUUUUUUUUUUUCCUUUUUUAAUAGCAUGUACGGGGUUAUGUUCCAUGUCUGUGUUGUGGACAUUCCGCGGCAUGACCGCGUUAACCGCACGAUGGAGCUGCCUCAGGGCUGUCGGUCAGGUUGGUCCAGUGAGGGGUGACUGCAGUCGGUCAGGUUGGUCCAGGGAGGGGUGACUGCAGUCAGUCAGGUGGGCGAGGAGGAGGGGGCUGCGCCUUUCCUACCUGUGCUCGAGGGGCCGGAGGCAGGUGCUGCCUGGCAGAGCUGUGUUACCGUCUUGGCCUCGGGGUCUGGUCCACACUCUGCUCCCAGCCUAGAGGCUGCAGUAGGACUCUGAUCUCACCUGCCAGAAGGGGGCGGGGCCGCGUCAUUGGCGUCACCGGCGUCACUGUCAUUCCUUGGUGUCUGUGCUGGGCACAGUUGGCUUGGGGGUCUGUGGUUUCCUGGGCCUUGUGGCAGGGUUUCUCCCAUGGGAGAAUUUGGUGUGGAAAGCGCAGGAGGCCCCUUCCGAGGUUGACACCGUGUCCUCCGCACAGUGUUUCCAGCCUGGUGGUCUUGUCCUGUGGACGCUGCGGUUCUGGUUCUCGGAGGUGUGUCCUUUGCCCGUGUUGGGGUUGUCUGUGUUCCUGCACUUUUCCCGGGCUCUGAGCUGGAUUGAUGGGGCCAGUCUCCCCCCCUCCCAUCUUGGGGUCAUUCUCCACAUUCCUUCCAGCCCACUUGUCCUUUCCGUAGCCCUUUUUGGACCUUUAGAACCACAGAUGGUAGGACCAGCCCAAUGAGCCACAGUCAGAGAGUAGAUUGUGCAUGUGUGAGCGCCCAGCUACUGGGGACGGGGGCUCUCCCAAGACCCCUCCUCCUGUGUUUGCCAGAGCUCUCAUCUGCCCCACUCGCCUUUGCCCCGUCAUUGAUGAUUCAGGCAGAGCCAGAUUCGUUAGGUCCCUGGAGGAAGGACUGACUGGACCAGAGGGACCCUCUGGCUCUGGAGGGUUGGGUCCCUGGGAGGCUGGCAGCCAGGCCACAGAAUCCACACGUGGACCAUUGUGGGUCCCUGGGAGGCCGGCAGCCAGACUACGGAAGCCACGUGUGGACCAUGGGAAGUCAGUCUCUUGCGUGUCCUAGACCUCGUGGGUGGCGCCCUGGGUAGGGGAGCAGGGGAAAUGGGUCUGAUGUGCCCGUGCUGGCCGAGGGCUCAGAGCUGCCCCCACUCCGUGGCUCAUGGCAUGUGCUGGGCCUGCCUUUGGCCCCAUGCUGCAGACUCCAGUGGGCCUGGUUUCUGCAGAACGUCCAUGGUGGCUGCUGCAGAGUUGCAGAGGUCCCUGCAGAGAUAAAGCCGAGGAGGAGGCUGUGUGUGGUGGCUCUGGCUCGGACCAACCAAAUGAGCCUCCUGAAGCCCGCUUUCCCUGCCUGCCUGCUGACCCGUGGCCCCAGCUCACUCAUUGCCCUCAGUGGCCACCCAAGGCUGUGCAGAGGGGUAGGUUCAAGUUGACCAGGAAGCUGCCAAAAGGGACAUGGAUGUGAGGAUAAAUCUGGACGUGCUUAGGAACAGGCUGUUGGUUGAGGGCCCCCAGCUGACCCCUACUGUAGAUGCGCGUGUGGACCAUGAGCCGGCUGCCAGCUCCAGGUCCUGGGGCGGUUUUGUUUGUCCCACUUUUCUUUGUUUCUUCUCACUAAAAUGAUCAUGAAGACCUUUGACGAGAGGAGAGAUAUGCACUGUGAUAUUAAAUUAGGAAUAAUUUGUCAAAAUCAGACCUCUCCUAAAAGAAUAAGAAAUUCGUUGUUUGGCCCGUCCUGAAACGUGAGGCGGCGAGACAGUGGGGGUGCCUCCGUGCCGCCCAGCGCAGCAGCAAGUUCAGCCUGAGAUGCCGGCUGUACUCAGCCUUUGCGAUUUUUGUAGACGUAGCUUAGGACGUGAGUUAUUUUUCCCCAGACUGGCCAAGAGCCAGGUUCUAAGCUUGGACCUAAGGUAGAAAGCUGCCCAUCGGGGGCCCUGGCUCAGCCCCACCAGGCCCUCUGUUGGGCCUACACACAGCUCUGUGGCUAGAACACUCCAAGGCCCUUUGGUACCCAUCAGAGUGGGCCCCUUGCCAGGUGGCUUUUCAGUUACAGAGUCCAGUGGACCAUUUUAUAGAACCAUGCAGCUCCCUGCAGAAGGUGGGGUAGGGUGGGAAAGAGGAGCAGGUCUGGAGGUUUGUGGAACCCAGUCCCCUGCAGAAUUUGUAAAACCUAAAUAAAUCAUGGCCAUGGCCAUUCUCACGGUAGUGAUUGUGAUUAUAAGACCCCCAGGAAGCCCAGACACUCGGGGCCUGGAGUUCCUCCCCCUGCCUGACCUGGAAGCAGAACCGUUUUCAGCGCCCUGCCCUGUUGAUUUUAAGGCCUUGUCUUAAUUUAAGGAAAAAGAUCCUCCCGGGUUUUAUUUCUCUCUUUCUUGAGUGGACCGUUUCCCUAUAAUUAAAAGAGGCGAUGAGUCCUGGGGCAGCUUCUGCGCCUCCCUGUCCACAUGCUAACAGAUCAGGACGCCCCCAGCACCCCUUCCUGCUGGCGGCAGUGACGGGACCCCGACUCCUCACUCUCGGGCUGCAGACAGUGCUGUGAGCGAGUGUGGCCGUGGGCACAGAAUGUCCCUUUGGACGCCACUGCUGGGGGCUGCCAGGGGCCCGCUGGGGUUGCGCUUUGAGGCCUGUCCGGUUCACGAAGGGGUCCAGGCAGCACUGACUGCUUCCGACCUGCAGGAGGCAUAGGAGCGGCCCCGCGGGCCCUUUCACGGCAGCUGCUGCUGUGUACAUUUGUCUCCACUCAGUGACGUGGGAUUUUUUGUCUUCCUUUUGGCUUUAUUUUUAAACUGCUUUAGAUAUUACUGCUCAGUGUUUGUGAACUUUCCUAGUUCUCUGUGUUCAGUGCAGCCAGCACCCAGUGGGGACCUAUUAGAAAAAGAAACUGGCAUGCAGUUUCCUGUGCCCAGCAGGAAAAGCUUUGUCUUCACGCCGGCUGCUGCCGUCCAGAAGAGGCCCUGGAGCCUCAGGCCGUCGAGGCUGCUCUCAGGUGUUCUGUUCCGGGCGAGCCUUGUGCUGCAAGGGCACCAGCAUGCUGGCUGCCACUGGAGGGUCCGGGUGCUGCAGGCGGAGUUCAGCACUUGUCCACCCUCCCUUAGCUCUGGCUCAGUGCAUCCUACUGUGGGGACGUCUCGUGAGGGGACACGAAGUGACUGAUCUCACCCUUUCCCAGUAUUCGGAGCUGUGAACCCCUGUGGUGCAGGACUGGCCUGUGUCUGUUAUUCUGGUUGUAAAUCAUUCUCCUGUGGAAUUGGCAAAAGCUACAUUUUUACUGUCCUUACCAGCAAUGGUUCGCGUCGUCACAUGCUGUGAGUGUGGGCUGUGGUGUGUCCGUGUGUGUACAUAUGUGUAUAUGUAUAUAUCACGCAGCAGGCGUGUCAUUCAUGCUGCUGUCCCGUGGUGAAGUGACAAGUACAAUUAAAGGUGGCUCUGAAACGGCCUCUGGUUUCUUGGGAGUCGGGCAGGGACCUGCAGGAGGCUUUCCCGGCAGGUGCACAGAAGAAGCGCUGAGCCCACUGUGUGCAGAGGGUGUGUGCCCAGGGCACUGCCACGGCCCCCACCGGCGUUGGCCUCUGCUCUGCAGGGUCGGGUGCCCAUCCUGGGGGCCCUGUGUCACGCUCACCUGACCCAGGUGUGUGUCCCGGUGUGAAAUCAAGGAGGUGACUGGAAGCCCUUCCCUCCCUUGAAACAUGAAAGCUGAUUUUCCGAGCAUCAGAUACGGUCAGUGGCAAAGCUGCAUCUGAAGGGCGGCCUGGGAAGGGGCCCUGUGCUGGCCCCGGGUCCGCCCCAGAGGAGUCUACACAGCACCACCUCCAGAAGGGGCUGGGCCCGGGGUCCUGCAGGCAGCACCUUUUGGUAGUUUGUUUCCCUGGAAAAUGGGGAAAAUGUUUCAAGCCAGGUAAGGGGGGAAGUUAACACUGAAAUAUGUAUUGUUUUUAAAAAUCAAGUGCACACGCAUGGAAGCUGCUUGUCCAUGCACUGGUUUUGUCACUGGCGUCCUGGAAUCCGACCGUGUUGGGGUGCAGGCGCUGUCAGACUCCGGCUGAUCCUGGCUCAAGCACACACAUCUGAGGGCCAGGCUGGUUCCGCAUGGUGAUCUCCGUCUUGUAUGUCUGAAUGUUGACCUACAAUAAAGAUUACUGUUGUAAAAUAAAUGUUUUCACUGCA